Molecule: messenger RNA, 1931 nt
Organism: Gossypium arboreum
Lineage: Eukaryota; Viridiplantae; Streptophyta; Magnoliopsida; Malvales; Malvaceae
Product: putative disease resistance RPP13-like protein 1
Exons: 4
Coding region: 406-1524 (372 amino acids)
Biological process (GO): defense response to other organism
Molecular function (GO): ADP binding
Source: RefSeq, a predicted model, not a curated record
CCAAACUUCCCACUGUUUAGGAUAGAAAUUUCAACGAAAAGUGCUGCCAUUUUCUUUACAAUUUAUUUGUCUACCCAAUCAAGGGGCAAAAGCAAGAUAGCACUUGUGUUUUUCAGUACCUACAAUCAAAUAAUUCACUUCCAUCCCUACUUUUGCUCAACACUCUUUUCUCAAACCUUUCUCUGCUCUUUUCUCUUACAAGAUGGCAACCAAGCUUUUUCUUGAAGCCUUGUCCGCUAUAAAAGAAGUUUUUGUUUCCAAGCUCGUUGACUUUUCCCUUGAGAAGCUGGCCUCAUCCGAGCUCCUGCAAUUCGCUACUGAAAAAAGGUUCUUGAGGAGAUCCAGAACUUGGAGAAGGAACUGAAGCAGAUCCGUAGGGUGCUUGAUGAUGCUGAAGAGAGACAGAUGAAAGAGCAGCUGGUGAAAGACUGGUUGAUCGACCUCCAAAACUUGGCAUUCGAUGUGGAGGAUGUUCUGGACGAGUUUGCAACCCAAAUUGACAGGCGCAAUCUGAUGAUGGAACGUCGAGGCAGCUCAAGUAAGAGAUCCAGACUCAAUAUUCCUUCUUCAUUCAAUGAUGUUCUGUUUAACAGAGAUAUAAUGUCCAAGAUAAGGGAUCUUACGGCCAAAUUGAAAGAUUUGGAACCUCAGAGAAGCAAGUUAGACUUAAGAAUGACUGAUUGCGAAAGACCCACAAGACUAGAAGAAAGACUGCAGCCUACUUCUUUGGAGAUUGAAAAUCAUGUGUAUGACAGAGACAAAGACAAACAGACAAUUCUUGAUUUGAUCUUGCAGAGUGACGACGAAAGAAAUUAUGUGAUUCCCAUCGUUGGGAUGGGUGGGAUUGGUAAGACAACCCUUGCCCAGCUUGUUUACAAUAAUGCUUCCAUUCAACAUCAUUUUGACCUCAAAGCAUGGGCUUGCGUUUCUGAUGAUUUUGAUGUUUUGAGAAUAACAAAGGAAAUCUUGCAAUCAGUCACUUCCAAGCCAUGCAAUGAAAAUUAUUUGAAUAAAGUUCAAGAAAAGUUACAGAAGGAGUUGUCCGGGAAAAAAUUCUUAAUUGUUUUAGAUGAUGUCUGGAAUGAGAAUUAUCAUGACUGGACUAUCUUACAAUCUCCUUUCAAAACAAGGACCCAAGAAAGCAAAAUUAUUGUGACAACAAGAAACCACGGUGUUUCCUCAACAAUGGGUGCCUUGCAUGCUCAUUCCUUAGAGCUUUUGUCAACUGAUGAUUGUUUGUCUGUAUUUGCUCAACAUGCACUGGGAGCAAGGGACUUUGAAGGACAUCCAAGCCUAAAGGAAGUUGAUGAGAAGAUGGUGAGAAAAUGCAACGGUUUGCCUUUAGCUGCUAAAACCCUCGGUGGCUUAUUGCGCACUAAUGUAGACCUUCAUGCUUGGGAAGAUAUGUUAGAGAGCGAGAUAUGGAAGCUAUCUAAAGAUCAGUCAAGAAUAAUCCCAGCUCUACAGUUGUUCCUCUCUCAAAUGCGACAAAACAGUCUCUCCAACAAAAUGAUGCAAAACUGAUGAAGAACAAAAGAUAAUUGAUGUUAGUUUAGCAGGAAUUUGGCUGAUAUCCCAAUCACAGGACUCCUUGGGGAAAUGCAGACCUUUUCUCAAGCUAAAGAGUUGAGCUGAUUCAACUCCUAAUUUCCUAGGCUUUUGCUUGGAUGAACUUUACAUGGACGCUUUAUGACAGUGACUACAAGACUCGUGUUUGUUAGUUUUGCAUGAUCGGAUUAGUUACCAAUAGCUGUAGCUUGUGGAUCUUCGGCUUCAAAGUCUGUCUCUAUUGUUGGAAUUUCUCCAACUUUCUCCAUUAUGUUUUGGAAUAAUCACUUCUUGAUGAUAGCUAAGGUAAUGUAUUUAUUGUGAUCAUGUAGCCACACUUUUAUAUUAUAGUAAGUCCCGUAGUUUUUACCCUUUGAUUUAAA